AUGGAGCGCAUCCGACACACUCCGGCAAUGCUGGCGCGCGAAGCAGGCUACGAAGGCGAAGCCGGCUUCGGAAGAUGGAUCAUACCGCUUCUGAGAGACGAACUACACGACACACCGGCAGACGACGGAGACGAAAGUCGAUUGAAACUCGCGAAGCAGCUAGUCAGGGCUGACAAAGCAUACAUGCCUUCGAACAGCUACCCAGGCUUGAUCAAGUUUGCAAACCCGGACAUGAAUGAGAUUUUGAUGGAGUAUACUAGUCAGAUUCUCAUUGAAUUCAAUGAGCUGUACCCUUCAUACCGACCGAACAAGCCGGACUUCCAGGCUGCCGACUUCUACUGGGUAUACCAGGCGCUCGCGAAGGCACGCAUGGACAUUGAAUAUCGCCUGGUUCGGCCUUUCAUGGUUGUCUUCCACCAGCAUGGACGCCGGCGGUUCGGCAAACAACUCAACUAUUCUAUGUUCAGCGAGAAGGAGCUCGAGGACUUGGUCAAGGACAGCUACAACGCUGCGGAAGAGAUCUGCGGUCGACCUGACGCCUAG
Messenger RNA from Anthostomella pinea, 543 nucleotides. The record is from the annotation of a GenBank genome assembly. NCBI's taxonomy places the organism in Eukaryota, Fungi, Ascomycota, Sordariomycetes, Xylariales, Xylariaceae.